AGUUCUUGUUCUGAAACACAGAUGCACUCGAUGAUAGUUUCAUAUGAUAACUUGCUCCAAGAAGUAUUUGUUUAGAGUCAGGGCUUGCUUAUGCCACAAAGUGUGAACGAAGCCUUUCUGCUUAUUGCCUGAAAUUAAUUGGAGAUCAUUUCCGGCUUGGGAAGCACCUGGUUGGUUUGAAGUGACAUCGAGAAGAUCUUCUAACGACAAGAAAAGGGCUGAGAGGAAAGUCAGAGCAGAUUAUUCAACCUCAAACAAGACUUUCAAACCAAGUGACCAUGGUGUUAUGGCUGGGACUUUUUCUUCCUCUUGUAGGGGUUGUGGCGCUUGCAAUAUUUCUUAUCUGGGCUGUUGUUGUGACAUUAUACUUUGCAUCUCCCCAUGUCUUGAGCCACGUCAUACACAGGUUAACAAUAUUUAGAGGAGGGUUUACCUUGAAGUAUGUGUCAGUGGGAGACUUCACAUUUAGCUACGUUGAGAGAGGGAAAAGUGAAAAGGCAGAAAAUGUCAUUCUGAUGGUUCAUGGUUUUACAGGAGAUAAAGGUAUUUGGUGUCUUACGGGAAAAGCCAUACCUAAGACAUUUCAUCUGGUAGCGGUAGAUCUUCCAGGACAUGGGUAUACUACCCGAAAACACCAUGAUGAUCAUUCUAUUCCAGCUCAAGUUGCCAAACUUCAUCAGUUUGUGUUGGCUGUUGGACUGGAUAAGAAGAAGUUUCAUUUAGUUGGUUUGUCCAUGGGCGGCUUUGUGGCUGGUGUGUUUGCAUCACAGUACUCAUCUUUGCUAUCAUCCUUGGUCCUUAUGUGUCCUGCAGGCAUAAAUGCACCAAAAAUGAGUGAUUUCAUCAAUAACAUUGCCAAUGGUGGAAAGAACUAUUUGCUGCCUGACAAUCCUCAGGAUUUUCAGUACAUGAUAAAGAAAGUGUCUCAUCGGAAAAUUUUCAUUCCUUUCUUCAUUGCCAAAAUCAUGAGUGCAGCUAGGAGCCAAUCAAAUUCUUUCUAUGAAAAAGUUUUGACUGAAAUAGUUCGGCCUGACCAAAGAUAUCUUCUACAGGAUGUUCUGGAGAACAUUGAUGUUCCGACCCUUACGUUGUGGGGCAGUAAUGACCUGAUCCUUGAUGUGUCUGCAGUGGAUAUCAUCAGAGAAAAAGUAAAGAACUGUCAGGUUGAGAUAAUGAGCAGUUGUGGUCAUGCCAUUACUUUGGAAAGACCAUGGAAAUCAGCGAAAUUGAUUUUGAAGUUUAUCAAUUCACUUCCUAAAACUGAAAGGUGAAAUAGGAGGAAAAGAUUGAGGUUCUGGUCAGUCGGAUAGUGUUUGAAUAGAGAGAAAUGGAACAACCUCGGCAGAAGAAAAUGGGAAGCAGACGAAUUUUCAAAAUGUCUUAACAUAUCGGAUUAUCGCGUUGCUCUGUAGAAAUAGAGUUUCUAUGUAAUUAUUUCAAUCCUAAAUGUGUAGAAGGUAUUUUUAGUUUUGAAUAAUCCUAUGGUGAAAGUAAUGAAUUAAGUGUUGAACUUUUCUUCGAUGGGCUAAUUUAAAGAUUGUAAAUUACCACCUAACUUAGCCCCACGAUUGCUUGGUAAUUUAGACCGAGAAGAAUAAAAUAUUUAUUAGACGAAUUUAA
This is a messenger RNA of Pocillopora damicornis (cauliflower coral), 1620 nucleotides long. Its product is annotated as monoacylglycerol lipase abhd6-A. Gene Ontology annotation, biological process: acylglycerol catabolic process. Gene Ontology annotation, molecular function: monoacylglycerol lipase activity. NCBI's taxonomy places the organism in Eukaryota, Metazoa, Cnidaria, Anthozoa, Scleractinia, Pocilloporidae. Gene Ontology annotation, cellular component: membrane. The record is from RefSeq and is a predicted model, not a curated record.